AUGAAUGUCGAGUGUAUCGUCUGCGCAGCUACCCAUCCCAAGGGACCCCAUGUCUACGAUUUCGUCCAAGAAGCGGAUGAAGAUUUGUGUUGUCCGAUUUGCCUCUCUCCUUUUUUGAAUCCGACAGAUUUGCCAUGUUGUCAUACUUUUUGCCGAGCAUGUAUUCUUCCCUACUUGAGGAAGACGCCACACUGUCCGCAGGAUCGCAAGCCAGCUACAGUAACUGACUGUAGGGAUUCUUCUCUUAGUCUGAGGCGCUUGUGCGAUAAAAUGACAGUAAUCUGUCCAAAAUGCCAGUACCAAACGGAACGAAGUCUCCUCUCCGAUCACCUGGCAAAGUGCCGCCUCAAACCGCCGGAAGAAAAAACUGAAGCUCCCACCUCAAAAGCUGCCUUAUCUUCUCCAACGAAGCACAGGCUCAAAUCCGGAGAAAAUGACUUCGCUUACGAACAAAACAGCCGAGGCCGGGAAAGAUCGCGAGAUCGUCUGAAGCCGCAGCGUUGGAAGAAAAGCCGCGAUCGACUCGAUCAGCGAAGUAGAUCACGUGACCAGCUGAAUUCUGAUCGAGGAGGGAGAAGUCGGUCGAGAGAGAAUUUGGAUCAGGGAAGCUCUUCCUCAAGAAGGCAAGGUAGAAACAGAUCGAGAAGUGUUGAGAAUCUGGCUGGUCCAGAUCCAGCCAUCGACAUUGCAGCCGCGAUCGAGAGGGAUAUUGAAAGAAUUAACAUUUACCAAGAAAGUCGUCGAACAAACACCGACGAUCGAUCUGGCUCCAGACGUCCUGCUCCACCACCUCCAGCAGCAGCAGCAGCAGUUGCAGCAAAUCUAAAUACUUACACGGCGCCAGCUCAGCGCUCUCUUGUUGAUCGAUCGACGCGAAAUUCCAGAUUUGGGAGCGUCGACAAUCUCGCUCAAGUCGACUCUCGAUCCACACCCAAUUUGAACGACGCCUUCACUCUUGAAACUUCUGACGACUCGCUCGGAAGCAGCAAUCGUGGAUACUCAAACAUGGUCAUUCAAGCGCCGCCGACAUCGCCAAAGAUCGACAAAGUCGUUGACAUAAGAGUCCCUGUUUCGGAAUCAACUGGAACUUGCGGCGUUUGCAUCGUUGGGGGAUCUGACACGCCUUUGAGAGGGAUCUUUGUUCAGCAUGUUUUGCCUGAUACUGUUGUUGGUAGAGUAGGGUUGAUCAAAUCUGGAGAUAGAAUAAUGAAAAUCAACGGCAGAACAAUGGAUGGACUAAAUCAUUCCGAAGCGGUGACGAUUUUCGCCAAAAGCUGCGCGGAAGUCAUCGGUCGAGAAAAACGAGAACUGAUCCUCAGUCUUGUUCGACAAACCGGCUAUGAUAUUGAGGAGAAACACACGCUUACGAUCCCGAAAGCGCCGAAUCAGCAAGUUGGCGUCAAGUUGUACAAUGUCAUGGAUCGCGUGGUGAUUUAUGAAGUCGUUCCUGGAAGUCUAGCUUACCACGACAAACGUCUCCAAGUCGGCGACUAUCUCCUGAAAGUUGGCAACAUCGCUGUUCGGAGUUCCGAGGAAGCAGCAAAGGAAAUCUCCCGACUGAGAAAUCACGAUAAAAUUAAUUUAUCAAUAUCCCGCACCGCCCGGACGAUGAGCUCAAAUCCUGAUCGUCCCCAUUUGGUCAUUCCUGACCAAGUGACUGCUCGUCAAUACUCGACUGUCAAGAGUAAACAUAGGGAGAAAGUGAUUGUUGUUAGAAAACAACCGGGUGAAACCCUCGGUCUUGGCGUCGCCGGUGGACUGGGUUCGAUACUCGGCGAUUUGCCUGUCUUUGUGCUGGAGAUCUCCCGCUCGGGGAUUUUAGCACGCGACGGGAGGGUCAAACCUGGUGAUCUUAUUGUUUCAAUCAACAAGAAAAAGGUCGGAUCAAUGAGGCACAACCAAGUUGUUGAACUGCUUAAAGAUAUUGCCAAGAAAGAGAAGGAAAUUCAACUCGUUCUUUGCGAGUUCGAUUAUAAACAUCGAGAUCGAGAAGAAAUGGCUUCCUACCGAAACAACAUCUGGUCCCCUACUUGGCGGCACUGGCUGGCAUUGCCCCCAAAGUUCAUUAUUUAUCGCGAGACUACAAUAAAGCGUCAGGAUAUUCACGGCCUCGGACUGUCCAUUGUCGGCGGAGAAAGCGAGCCAGUGCUCGUGAAAUUUUGCUCCCCGGGCGGAGCCGCAGCGAGCGCGUAUUUACGCUCAGGUGAUGAAAUCCUCGCCGUAAAUGGAAACAAAAUCACCGACUCCAGUCAAGAAGAAAUAAGAGAUCUAUUAUCUGCCAACUCGGUGCGACUUACGUUCAUUUCCUGGCCUGGCUGUCUUGUUUAG
Messenger RNA from Oikopleura dioica, 2328 nucleotides. Lineage: Eukaryota; Metazoa; Chordata; Appendicularia; Copelata; Oikopleuridae. The record is from the annotation of a GenBank genome assembly.